This is a messenger RNA of Macrosteles quadrilineatus (aster leafhopper), 2131 nucleotides long. Its product is annotated as N-alpha-acetyltransferase 20-like. Gene Ontology annotation, cellular component: NatB complex. Lineage: Eukaryota; Metazoa; Arthropoda; Insecta; Hemiptera; Cicadellidae. The transcript has 6 exons. Gene Ontology annotation, biological process: N-terminal peptidyl-methionine acetylation. Bases 109 to 630 code for a protein of 173 amino acids. The record is from RefSeq and is a predicted model, not a curated record. Gene Ontology annotation, molecular function: protein-N-terminal amino-acid acetyltransferase activity.
ACCUAUCCUACUACUUUGUAUCUGUUAGGUUAAGUUAUAUUUUAUUAAAUUUUUCAAGCAGAAGUGACCUAAAAAUUUAUCAUUUGGUAUACAUUUCCCGCAAAGAAAAUGACAACUUUAAGGCCGUUCACUUGCAACGAUCUGUUAAAAUACAAUAAAGUGAACAUGGAUCCGUUAACUGAAACUUAUGGAAUAUCCUUCUACAUGCAAUAUCUUGCUCACUGGCCCGAAUACUUCCAAGUUGUUGAGGCACCCAAUGGAGAAAUUAUGGGAUACAUUAUGGGCAAGAGUGAGGGCCAUGGUGAGAACUGGCACGGCCAUGUUACAGCCCUCACCGUAUCUAACAUGUACCGGAGGCUCGGCGUGGCGGCAACACUCAUGAACUCUCUGGAGAAAAUAUCUGAAACAAAGCGUUGCUACUUUGUGGAUCUGUUUGUCAGGGUCAGUAACAUAGUGGCUAUCACCAUGUAUCAGGCCCUCGGCUAUAUUGUGUAUCGAACUGUGUUGGAAUACUACUCAGGAGAUCCUGAUGAGGACGCCUACGAUAUGAGGAAGGCCUUAAGCAGAGACAAGGAGAAGAAGUCCAUAAUUCCUCUAGACCACCCUGUCAGACCUGAGGAAGUUGACUGAUAUAUAUAAAAAGGGCGUUAUCAGUUAUUUGAAUUGAUUGUGUUAUUUUAACUUAUUUGAACUUUUUUAAUUGUGUCUAAGUUAAUUUGUUUAUUUUCUAAAAGGAAAUGAAUAUAAUUCAAUUUUGUUGUUUUUUUUUACUUAGGUUUUAAUUGGUCAAAGAAUGAAUUUAAUUUGUUUCAUGAAAAAUUAGAACAGAAUAUAAUUUUUUCCUAUCUUUAUAUAGUUUUAUGAUCUUAAAGAUAAUUAAUAUGGAAAGUGUUUGGAAUGUUUGAAUUUUAUUGACUGUUUACUAUCACUAUGUAAUCUAUCCAUGCAAUUAAAUAGAUUUAAAUAAAUGGCAUCAGCAAUCUGACACAUACUUUCUCCCAUUAGCUUGUCAACAACCUUUUUCAUGGGUUUUAAGCUGUGGGAGUAACUAUGAUAUUUUAAAUAGGAAAAAUCACAACAGUUGGAAUAACUUUUGAACCGUAAUUUUUACAGCUAUGGUAGUUCAGAAUUUAAAGGGCUAUAACAUACAAAAAUUUUAUAAAAUUCGUUCAGGCUAUUUUUGAGAAAAUUCAAAUGUUCUGUUAUUUUAUGGGAAAAUCGUUAAAAGUCCAAAUACAAAAUUUAAAAACCCUGGAGAUACCAUGGAUUAGUCCCUAACAUACCAAAUUUCAUCAAUAUCUGACCACAUGCUUGGUCUGUAGCUCUAUACACCUCCACACACACCGACAUCACUUCGAAAACCCCUUUUUUGAGUCCAGGGGGAUUUUAAUUUUAUUUUUGAUGAAAAAAAAUGGUAUAAGGGGAGAAGUAAAAAUGCUUCCUUAUAUCUACAGCUGACAUUUGGUGUUAAUGUAAUGAUUUUAUGCUAACAUAACUUGGACGGGUAGCGUCGUUCUGUAAUCCAGCUACUAGGUCACGAAUUGUGGAUAUUUAUAGGCAUGCACUGUGGAUGUGAUGCUCCCUGGUGUGGAUUAACGUCUGCACUAGUGACUUUCCGCAGUACUAUCCUGAUAAUUAAACCAAUUCGUCGAUUACAAGGUAAAAAUGUGGUUCAUAUUCCACUAUAAACUGUAGGUCCCUUAGUUGCCAUUGGGCUAUUAAUUAACAGCUGUGUCUAAGUAAAAUGUCGGCCUUAGUCACUAUAGUUCGGCCGCUUAGAAAGCGACCUCCUCCAGCAUUGGUUUAGCAUUAGCGCGCAGGUCGUUUUCUAAGCGGCCGAACUAUAACAAGAUUAGGCCACUCAUCCCACACACUCAUAUUUGGGUUAAAAUAUGCACAUAGUGGCGUCCCCAUCUUAAACAAUUGAUAAUUGAUUAAUUUUAUAUGUAUCAUUUUCUUAUUGCAUUUGAUAAUUUUCUUUUUUUAAUCACCUCAACAGUCAUAGAUUGUAUAAAGCCUUGUUGAUAUUAAGUCUGUUGAAUGUAUCAAAAUAACUUGGACUUUAGUAAGAUUAUAUUAUAAUUUGUACCAUUGUACUACUGACUAAAUAAAUCAAAAUUAAUCUUGUGUA